AUGUUAAGUUUGACAAUAAUAUUUAAUUUAAUUAUUCCGAAAGUUUUAUUAACAAGUGCAUAUCCACGUGGACGAAAACCUAAUGCUCAUAAAUUAUUAACACGUCAGAUUUUUGAUGCUGGUGUUCAAGUUAUUGUUAAUAUUAUGGAAACUGAAGAAUUAAAAGAUUUAUACCAUAUAGAGAUACUAUUUAAUCGUGAAAUUGAAUUUAUUUCAUUUCCAAUUCGAGAUCGAUCUGUACAUCAAGAUAAUCAAUUUGUUCUGGAUUUUUGUCUUGAACUCUGUGAUCGAGUCAAACGAAGACAAGUUGCUCUUGUUCAUUGUUGGUAA
Messenger RNA from Didymodactylos carnosus, 330 nucleotides. NCBI's taxonomy places the organism in Eukaryota, Metazoa, Rotifera, Eurotatoria, Philodinida, Philodinidae. The record is from the annotation of a GenBank genome assembly.